UCCGGCCAAUCCUUAUAUAUAUAUAUAUACAUAACUUAUAUUCGAUCAGAUCAGUUCCCAAAUUCUUGCAUAUGGAUAACUUCCAAUCCCAAACCCGGAAAGGCUUAUUCAAAUGCCAGAAGAAGAGGCUAACCCAGGAUCAAGUGAGGCUGUUAGAGGGGAGCUUUAACGUGAAUAACAAGCUGGACGCGGAUAGCAAGUCCCAGCUGGCGCAGCAGCUGGGAUUGCCACCGAGGCAGAUUGCAAUUUGGUAUCAGAACAAGCGAGCGCGGCGCAAGAGCCAGAGCCUGGAGGUGGACCACAAGGCCAUGCAUGAGAGGCUGGAGGAGGUUUUGUCGGAUAACGAGCGGCUGAGAGAAGAGGUGCAGAAGGCGCAGGAGAUGCUGCAGGUGGCGGCGGCGGUGGCGCCCUACUCCUGCAGCUCCGGUGAUGAAGCCGGUGGGAGCUUGGGUUUGCUUCAUGGUUCGUCCAAAGAGCUGUAUGCUUGCUUGCUGGAUGAGCACGAGAGCCAGUUUGGAACCUCGCCGGCUGAUUUAUUGCACAACUUCUUUGCUCCACCUGGAUUAUCUUAAUUAAUACUAGUUUAAUUUAAUUUAAUUUGGUGGUUGGUUAGAAUUUUACCAUCUGUCGUACGUUAAUUACUGUCUGGCUUGGCUUUUGCAGCUGGACAAUCAAGUCUGUGUAAAGUAAAUAAUUGUCACAUAAUGGAAAUUUACCUUUACUUCA
Molecule: messenger RNA, 726 nt
Organism: Ipomoea nil (Japanese morning glory)
Lineage: Eukaryota; Viridiplantae; Streptophyta; Magnoliopsida; Solanales; Convolvulaceae
Product: homeobox-leucine zipper protein ATHB-52-like
Exons: 1
Coding region: 72-572 (166 amino acids)
Biological process (GO): positive regulation of DNA-templated transcription
Cellular component (GO): nucleus
Molecular function (GO): DNA-binding transcription factor activity, RNA polymerase II-specific; sequence-specific DNA binding
Source: RefSeq, a predicted model, not a curated record